Bombina bombina (fire-bellied toad) is the source of this 573-nucleotide messenger RNA. RefSeq names its product CD276 antigen-like. The coding region runs from base 1 to 573 and encodes 190 amino acids. The transcript has 2 exons. NCBI's taxonomy places the organism in Eukaryota, Metazoa, Chordata, Amphibia, Anura, Bombinatoridae. Gene Ontology annotation, biological process: negative regulation of T cell proliferation; T cell costimulation; cell surface receptor signaling pathway. The record is from RefSeq and is a predicted model, not a curated record. Gene Ontology annotation, cellular component: external side of plasma membrane.
AUGACUUAUCUAUCAACUCUUAAAGCUUUGGCUAUACUUAUGUUGUUCGUGGUUGAAACAGGAUCCAUCUCAUGUCGCCUACAGCGACACAAAGUAUCAGCUUUCCUGGGUGAAACCGCCCACCUCAGCUGUCCCUUCACUGUCCCAGCCGAGGAACAGAGAGGAUUCGUCUCUUGGCAAAAAACAGAAACUGGGGGAGAGGUGGUCGUGCAUUACCAGAAUGGGGAACAAAACGAUAAUGUGCAAAGCCGUGCGUAUACUGGCAGGACACGGCUCAGGGGAGAAUGGUUAAGUGAAGGAAAUGCACAGCUGGAGCUGCAGAAAGUACAAGGCGGCGACGCUGGUGAAUAUAGCUGCUGGGUGACCCUACUCCCAGUGCGAGCAGGCAGUCAGCGUCAAUGCUCUAAAGUGACACUGAAUGUAACAGAGGGACACCCACAACAGGAGACAGGUGAGCGCAGUUAUGCCGAGAAUGGUUUUCCCAUCAAUAGCAGUUUCCCCCAGCGCUCGGCAAUCUCUGGCGCUCCGCCCCCGCUACUGCUAUCUGCCCCAUUUAGAUUUCAAUUGUCCUAA